AUGGGGUUUUACAGUGGUCCUAGUGAAAUUGAUAUACACAAACUUGGAUUUCAUGAAAAGCAGCAGUUGAUUGAUAGGUUGGUGAAGAUUGCUGAAACUGAUAACGAGCAGUUCCUCUUGAAGCUCAAGAACCGCAUCGAUAGAGUUGGAAUUGAGCUUCCGAAAAUUGAGGUUCGGUUCGAGCAUGUGAACGUGGAGGGAGACACAUAUGUGGGAAGUAGAGCUUUGCCUACAUUCAUUAACUUCUUUCACAACAUAAUUGAGGGUUUCUUGACUUCUGCCAAUAUUCUUAAAACUAGAAAGAAACAUUUGCAAAUUCUUCAGGAUGUCAGUGGAAUUAUUAGACCAGGAAGAAUGACAUUGCUUUUGGGUCCUCCGGCCGCUGGAAAGACAACCCUAUUGUUAGCAUUGGCGGUGAAGCUUGAUUCCAGUCUGCAGAGUUCUGGGAGGGUGACAUAUAAUGGCCAUGAGAUGCAUGAGUUUGUAUCCCAGAGAACUGCUGCUUAUAUUGGUCAACAUGAUGUCCACAUAGGAGAAAUGACUGUGAGGGAAACCUUGGCCUUCUCUGCAAGAUGCCAAGGAGUCGGAACACGUUACGAGAUGUUAUCCGAGUUGUCAAGAAGAGAAAAAGGAUCAAAUAUUAAGCCUGACCCUGAUAUUGAUGUCUUCAUGAAGGCGGCAGCAACCGCAGGCGAAGAAGCCAGUAUGAUCACUGAUUAUAUUCUAAAGAUUUUAGGACUGGAAGUCUGUGCUGAUACCUUGGUGGGUGAUGAAAUGGUUAGAGGUAUCUCAGGAGGAAAAAAGAAGCGAGCUACAACAGGCGAAAUGCUUGUUGGACCCGCGAAUGCACUGUUCAUGGAUGAGAUAUCUACUGGUUUGGACAGCUCAACAACUUUCCAAAUUGUGAAUUGUAUCAGGCAAAGCAUUCACAUCCUUGAUUGUACCGCUCUGAUCUCUCUCCUCCAGCCAGCACCGGAGACUUACGAUCUCUUCGAUGACAUUAUCCUUCUAUCUGAAGGUCAAAUUGUCUACCAGGGUCCUCGAGAACAAGUCCUAGAGUUUUUUGAAUCCAUGGGGUUCAAAUGUCCUGAAAGGAAAGGUGUGGCUGACUUCUUGCAAGAAGUAACGUCAGGGAAAGAUCAGCAGCAGUAUUGGACAAGUAAAGAUGAGCCUUACAGGUUUAUAACAGUAAAGGAAUUCUCUGAUGCAUUUCAAUCAUUCCAUGUGGGUCGGAAACUUGGUGAUGAGCUUGCAACUCCAUUUGAUAAGAGGAAGAGCCACCCUGCAGCUUUGACUACAAAAACAUAUGGUGUCAGCAAGAAGGAAUUGUUAAAAGCUUGCUUCUCUAGAGAAUUUUUGCUGAUGAAGAGGAACUCAUUUGUUUACUACUUCAAGCUUGGCCAAUUAGUUGCACUCAAGGUUUUUGAGUUUCUUAUUUUUCUGGUCAAUUCUAGUCCAGAGGCGGCAGCAACCGCAGGCGAAGAAGCCAGUAUGAUCACUGAUUAUAUUCUAAAGUCUCUCUCGGCUCUCGCCGGAACUCGGAAGUCAAGCCUGUCUCCACUGUCUCUCACUCUCAGUCUCUCUCGCUGGAACAUGGCAACACGCAGACGCAGUCACGCACAGCACAGACCUCACACUCUCUGUCUCUCUCACUCUCAGAGUCUCAGUCUCUCUCGGCUCUCGCUGGCCGCUGCCUCGCUGGAACACGCAGUCACGCACAGUCGCACAGACCUCACAGUCACUCAAACUCUUAGACCAGAUCUCAGCUCAGUCUCUCACUCAGUCACUCUCUCUCGCUCACUCUCCUCGGUCUCUUUCGCUCGACACAGCACAGCGGCCAGUGUCUCUGCUCAACUUUGUCCAGAUAUCAGUCCUCGAGUUGUCAAGAAGAGAGAAAGCGGCAAAUAUUAA
This is a messenger RNA of Pistacia vera, 1911 nucleotides long. Its product is annotated as pleiotropic drug resistance protein 1-like. The transcript is spliced from 12 exons. NCBI's taxonomy places the organism in Eukaryota, Viridiplantae, Streptophyta, Magnoliopsida, Sapindales, Anacardiaceae. Gene Ontology annotation, molecular function: ABC-type transporter activity; ATP hydrolysis activity; ATP binding. The record is from RefSeq and is a predicted model, not a curated record. The coding region runs from base 1 to 1911 and encodes 636 amino acids.